AUGUUUGGUUUCCAGAGUCUGAAUCUGAUGGCAGCUCUGUCUGAGAACCUGCUGACAGACAACAUGUUACUGAGUGUCUUCUGUCUUCCAGCUACUUUGGCUGGUUGUGGUAUAAAACCAGCCCUCAGAAUCACUACACCAAAGAAGAUUGAAGCUCUGAGUGGAUCUUGUUUGGAAAUCCCAUGUAUCUAUGAUACAAAGGAUACCAGCUAUGACAGCAGCAGAACUAUCUAUGGAGUUUGGAUGAAAGGUGGUAUCAAUUUUGGCGAUUAUCCAAAGAUAGUUAUUUUCCACAGCAGUGGGUCAGUUAACAGCUAUUCACUGAAUAUUACUGGAAACCUGAGAGAGAAAAACUGCACCACUCUGUUUCCUGAUGUAAAGACCAGUUAUACAGACAGAUACUUCUUCAGGAUUGAGAGCGAGCCGUUCAAAGCAACAGCUUGUGAUGAUCCUCUCAGUAUAACAGUUAAAGAUUCUCCUUGGAGUCCCAGCAUUAAUAUCUCUGUUGGUGAUCUGAAGGAGCAUCAGUCUGUCACUAUAAGCUGCUCAGCUGUGACUCCCUGUCCACACUCACCUCCUGAACUCACCUGGAAUCUCCAACAAGACUCUGAGAGACAAACAGAGAAAAACCCAGAUGGAACCUUUACAACUAAAAUCCAGGAGACCAUCACUCUGUCAGACACACAUGAUGGAUACAUCAGCU
Molecule: messenger RNA, 703 nt
Organism: Cyprinodon variegatus (sheepshead minnow)
Lineage: Eukaryota; Metazoa; Chordata; Actinopteri; Cyprinodontiformes; Cyprinodontidae
Product: sialic acid-binding Ig-like lectin 13
Exons: 3
Source: RefSeq, a predicted model, not a curated record